Molecule: messenger RNA, 2181 nt
Organism: Actinia tenebrosa (Australian red waratah sea anemone)
Lineage: Eukaryota; Metazoa; Cnidaria; Anthozoa; Actiniaria; Actiniidae
Product: endothelin-converting enzyme 1
Biological process (GO): protein processing
Cellular component (GO): plasma membrane
Molecular function (GO): metalloendopeptidase activity
Source: RefSeq, a predicted model, not a curated record
CGAACGGUCUCACACUCCUGACAACACUCCUCGUCGAGAGAGAUAGCUAGUAAGUAAGUAGCAAAAAUCAGUGUAUUCGUGAUGGGAAGAAUGAUGAAUGGUGGCAGCGGUGGGAGACAAGAAAACAAGAGAUGGUCGUUAAUCCAUGGUCCUCGUCUCUUGGAAUUCUUACUGAUGAUAUCCAUGAUUCAUGUAGCAGCAAGUCAGAACAAGAUGAAUACUCUUGAUCAAGGUUUGAACAAGAUUCGAUCCCCAAGAUAUGUCAAGACAGCAGGCAAAACAAACACCCAAUCUAGCAGGGUUUGUUACACCAAGGAAUUCAUUGAGGCAGCCGAACAAAUCAAAAGUUCGAUGAACACUUCUGUAGACCCUUGUGAUGACUUUCAUGGGUACGCUUGUGGGCUAUGGCCUAAGAACAAUAUUUUGCCGCCAGGCUAUACAUAUUAUGAUGUUUUAAAUAAGAUAUAUUUGAAAACAGAGGAAUAUAAAAAAAGUAUAUUAGAAAAUGGAACUAUAGAAGUCAACGGAAUGAGCAGAGAAGUAAAGGAUAUGCCAUCAGAUUUGUAUAAAUCGUGCAUAAACUUAACGGCCAUUGAAAAUCUUGGUGACGCACCUUUGAGGGAACGUAUUGUGGAAUUAGGAGGUUGGAAUAUGAUUGGAAACUGGAACGAAGAUAUGUGGGAUUUUGAGAAGACCCUUCUUUCUAUUCAUAAAGCUGCCUAUGGAGGGCCGGUGUUUUCGGUGGCAAUAGUACCCGAUGGCAAGGAUAUAACCAAGAAAUCUCUCUCUAUUGAUCAAGCGGGACCAGCCCUAGGGAAAGAAGAAUAUCUGAAUCUAUCAUCAAAGGAAAUUUUAGCAUACAAGCAGCUGAUCAUUGAUGUGGUAGUUUUGUUGGGGGGUGAUGCCAACACUACUGCUAAAAAAGCAGACGAGAUCAUUGAUUUUGAAGCCAAACUUGCAAACGUAUCCCAAACUGUAGCAGAAAUACAAGAAUCUUUGUCAAUAAAUGUAACUCUUGAACAACUUCAACAAGAAGUGCCUGAGUUUCAUUGGAAUGAUUACCUGAAUAGCAUGAUUGCACCAUCAUCAUCUACGAUGAAUAAAACUGAGCUAAUUUUCGUGCCUUCGCUGUCCUACCUAAAGAAGGCUAUGAAAAUAGUACAGAACACGUCAAAGAGUGUACUGGCCAAUUAUAUGAUAUGGUACGUGAUACGAACAGAGGUCAAGUGGCUUUCUGCGCCGUUUAGGAACGCGACUUUCAAAUACAAUCAAGUAACAGUUGGUACUACAUCUGAACAAGAACGUUGGAAAAAGUGUGUCGGUGAAGUGGAUGGCUCUUUUUCAGAUGUGAUUGCAGUUGCAUAUGUUAAUGAAUAUCAUACACGUUUCACAAGGCCAAUAAGCAUGGCGAAAGAAAUGUUUAAUGACACGAUUCAAGCAUUUAAAGAAAACGUCAUUUCCAGUGUGACCUGGUUAGAUAACGCCACUAAACGAGCAGUACUUGAAAAGGCUGACGCCAUGGGUAUCUUUGUUGGCUUUCCUGAUUACAUGUUGAACAGCACAAAAAUCGCUAAGUUAUUCGAAAAGUACAGAGGCCAAACCAUCGAAAUUCAAACAUAUUUCAAAAACAAAAUAUCUAUCUUCAAGCACAGCCAGCAUCGAAUGCUUGCGGACUUCAGAAAGCCCUUAGACAAUUCAAUAUGGUUUAUGUCUCCUCUUGACGGAAAUGCAGCUUACGAUUUAUCGUUAAAUAUAGUCUCAAUUCCAGCAGCCAUUCUUCAGCCACCAAUCUUCUUUCCUGACGAAUUGCUAAGAGCUUAUAGCUUAGGCAGCUUUGGUUCGGUUAUUGCACACGAAGUGAUGCAUGGUUUUGGUAAACUCGGUAGAUCCUUCGACAAGGAUGGAAAAACUAGAAAUUGGUGGUCAAAAAAAUCGGUUCAAGAAUUUUAUAAAAGAGUAGAUUGCUACGAAACACAAUUUUCCGCGUACAAGAUAUUAGGAAAAUGGCCGAUUAAUGGAAAAGAUACAGCUGAAGAGAAUGUCGCCGACGACGGCUCUUUAAAAAUAGCGCUAAAGUUGUAUUACGAUUGGGCAGAUCGACACGCUACUGGAUUCGACACGUGGCGGCUACCAGGACUGAAUUUUACCAACGAACAGCUCUUUUACAUAGGAUUUGCUCAG